Penicillium argentinense is the source of this 4992-nucleotide messenger RNA. RefSeq names its product transcriptional regulator SIN3. The coding region runs from base 1 to 4992 and encodes 1663 amino acids. Gene Ontology annotation, cellular component: Sin3-type complex; chromatin. Gene Ontology annotation, molecular function: transcription corepressor activity. The transcript has 4 exons. Lineage: Eukaryota; Fungi; Ascomycota; Eurotiomycetes; Eurotiales; Aspergillaceae. The record is from RefSeq and is a predicted model, not a curated record. Gene Ontology annotation, biological process: negative regulation of transcription by RNA polymerase II.
AUGAACUCUGGGAAUGAUAGCUGGCACUCUCCGGCGGGUGGGCCACCGGCGCACCCUGGCAUGGAUCAGAUGAACCAGCAACCUCGGCCCUUGGGGUCGUUCAGGACACGCAUCUUUUUGAUCGAUAAUGGUUUUCUAACAUUUGUUGUGUGUAUUGAAGGCCCGUAUCACCCCGCCGGUCAAUCAGGUGGCCAUUCACUCCCUGGACUGGCCGAACUAAGCCAAAGCCAUGGGACUCCGCACCAACCGCCGGCAUAUGGACAGCACCCUGCCGGUCCCUCGCAUGGAUCGGGCCAUUCACUGCCUGGACUCGGUCAGGCCAUGUCGCAUGCGUCUCCCCAGCUGAACCGAGAACGCGAGCGUGAUUCCCGAGAGCGCGAGAUUCUCGAGCGUCAGCGACAAGAAGAGAUGGCACACCGAGAACGUGAACAACGGGAACGCGAACAGAUGGAGCGCCAGCAGAUGGAGCGCCAGCAGAUUGAGCGCCAGCGCGGCGAGCACCACCCUGUUCAGAGUCACACUGGCUCCAUCCCCCUCCACCAGCCUGUAGCCUCGAAAGUUCCCAAUUCCAUUCAUGGUCCCAAUGGUCUUCUGUCAAAUCUCGGCACCAAUCCGCCCAACGGUCCAGGCAAUGUGCAGUCUUCUGGCGGACCGGCUGCCCUCUUUGGUGGUCCGCAGAUGCCGCAGCAUGGCGAAGGCACCCCACGGUCCUAUAUGCAAUACCCGGGUGGACCGCCUAUGAUGGGACACAAUGGGCAAGGGCAACAGAUUCCAGGCAAUGUCGCAGCUCUUGCUCAGGGACAACAGCCGAUUCUCAAUGCAAGUGAUCCGAUUGGACCCGCCGCAACUCUCGCGGAACCGAGCGCUAACAGUGGGUUCGUGGUGCAGGACGCCCUCAGUUACUUGGAUCAGGUCAAGGUGCGGUUUGUGGACCAGCCCGACGUUUACAACCGGUUCCUUGACAUAAUGAAGGAUUUCAAGAGUCAAGCAAUUGAUACCCCGGGAGUGAUUCAGCGUGUUUCUACACUUUUUAAUGGCCACCCAGCGCUCAUUCAAGGGUUCAACACUUUCCUGCCUCCCGGUUAUCGCAUUGAGUGCGGUACCGAAGACAACCCAGACGCUAUCCGUGUUACGACCCCAUCUGGUACCAACACAUUGAGCAUGCCCCGCGCUGGUCGUCCUUUCGAAACCACCACCAACGACAUUGGCCCCUCCAGUGGUCCCCGCCCCGACUAUUACGAGCAGUCCCGCCCCGGUUGGCAACAAACUCAGCAGCAACAGGGCCAACAGGGUCACCCGGGCUCAUAUUCUCCUGGCUCGCGUAUGAUGGGCCCAAGUCUUUACCAGCAGCAGGAAUCACAGGGCCCUGGUCAAGAGCACCACUACGGUUAUCAAAGCCAAGAACAGCAAGGCGCUGCAGCCCUGUCUCACCAGCAAGAUCACCGCGGAGUCGCCCAAUUGCAGGGCGCUGCUUCUGCUGCUUCUGCUGGCCUCGGCCGCCCUGGCAUGAUGGCGGCCUCUGGCGCUGGCCAGAACGCCAGCUUGACCCAGCCGAUGAACAGCUUGGCUGGUGUCGGUGGCAUGCUCCAAGGUGGUCAUGCCGACUUGAACAAGCGUGGACCCGUGGAGUUCAACCACGCUAUCAGCUACGUCAAUAAAAUCAAGAACCGCUUCUCCAGCGCCCCGGAGAUCUACAAACAAUUCCUGGAGAUCUUGCAGACAUACCAGCGCGAGUCCAAGCCGAUCCAGGAUGUGUAUGCGCAGGUCACUCAGCUGUUUAACACGGCCCCAGAUCUCCUGGAGGACUUUAAGCAAUUCUUGCCCGAGUCCGCAGCCCAUGCUAAACAGCAAGCGGCCAAUCGUGCAGCCCUCGAGGAGAGCAUCCCCAUCAGCAACAUGCGCGGCGGCGACCCAAUGGGUCUGUCGCAGGCUUCAAAUCGGGAUGCUAAGAACUUGCCUCCAAUCGGCUCGUUCAAGCCGCACGAUUCCGUCAAGGACAACAAGAAGCGGCGCGGUCCUGGAAUGGGUGGCUCGGUGUCGGGGCCUACUGGUACCGACGCGCGGAUCCCGGAGUCGCAGCUGCGUGGCCAACCCGCCCAGUUUGGUCACCCCAGCAAGAAAGCCAAGUAUCACCACGGCAAACCAUCCGGCGCUGACAUCCCCAACGUCUCUCCCACUCUUAUUCCCGCACUCCCUGAACCUCUUCCGCCUGGCACUUCGGUUACUCCCAACUCCGAGGAGCUUGCAUUCUUCGACCGCGUCAAGAAGUUCAUCGCGAACAAGCAAGUCUACGCGGAUUUCCUCAAGCUGUGCAACCUCUACACGACCGACUUGAUUGAUCGUUUUGUCCUGGUGAAAAGAGCAGAAAACUUUAUCGGCUCCAACGCGGAGCUGAUGAGCUGGUUCCGGCGCUUCAUGAGUGCCGACGAGACUGAAGACAGGGCGAUCGACCCAAAGCCCAAAACCGAGGCUGGGUCAGUCAACCUUGCUCACUGUCGGUCCUUGGGACCUAGCUAUCGCCUGCUACCCAAGCGCGAGCGACAGAAGGCAUGCAGUGGCCGUGAUCAGCUCUGUUUUGAGGUGCUGAACGACGAAUGGGCUUCGCACCCUACCUGGGCUUCGGAAGACUCUGGUUUCGUUGCCCACCGAAAGAACCAGUAUGAAGAUGCCCUGCACCGUAUCGAAGAGGACCGCCACGAUUACGACCAUCACAUCGAAGCCUGCACGCGUACCAUCCAACUCAUCGAGCCGAUCUGCCAACAGUUCCUGCACAUGUCCGAAGCCGAGCGCGCCAACUUCAAGCUCCCUCCCGGUCUUGGAGGUCAGAGUGAGGCCAUCUACCAGCGGGUGAUCAAGAAAGUCUACGAUCGUGCCCGUGGCGAGAAGGUUAUUCACGACAUGUUCGCUCGCCCGACACAAGUCCUUCCUGUUGUUCUCUACCGCCUGAAGCAGAAGCUCGAAGAGUGGAGGGCUUGCCAACGCGAGUGGGAUAAGGUCUGGCGCGAGCAAAUGCAGCGCGCCUACUGGCGUAGUCUGGAUCACCAAGCGAUUGCCACCCGGGCCUCGGACAAGAAGCUCUUCAUUGCCAAGAACAUCCAGCAGGACCUCCAGGGCAAGUUCGAGGAGACGCAGAACCGCCUCAAGAGCGGUCUCCCGACGAAGCGCUACCAGGCCGAGUUCCAGUUCAGCGAUGUCGGUGUUCUGUUGGACACCACCCAUCUGCUCUGCAUGUACAUCGACCGCAGCACUUCUGGUGUCGGUACGGAGCCUGCCCGGUUGAUCAGCUUCCUGAAGGAUUUCAUUCCUAUCUUCUUCGGCUUGGAUCGUGAGACCUUCCACGACUAUAUGGAUGAACUUGCCAUUGCUGCUUCGCCUGCCGAAGAGCUGGAGGAGAACUUUGGUGCGGAUGAGAUUUCCAACGCCAGCCGCAAGGUUGUCAGCACGCAAAAGCUGGAUCUCUUGCGUGAGACUCUUGAGCGCCGAGGCACCAACGGUACGCAGACCAAGGAAAAUGGUGCUCCCGCCCCUACCCAGCUUGCCACUCCCGAUGUUCGCGGCACGUCUGCACCCGCUUCCGAGCCCGAGGAUACUUUUGAUGUGGCUGAAUUGAAGUGGAUGGAGCACCCUGGCCAGGGUAACUUCCACCUGGAGCACGAGUACACGUUGAACAAAAAAUACAAGAAGAUCGUUCACCACAUGUACUGCAACCUGAACAUCCUCUGCUUCCUGCGCACAUUCGAGAUCCUGUACUCGCGUCUGCUGCGCAUCAAGGAGCAGGAGGGUGAGGCCCGGGAACAGAUUCGUCGAGGACUUCUCCCAAAAGCAGCCAACGAUCUUAGUUUGAUCGACCGCUACCCGAGCGACUUCUUCUACGAUGUCGACCCCAAGGCCAACCUCUACAAGCAGAUUGUGCGCAUGUGCGAAGACGUGAUUCGUGGCGAUAUGGACCAGGUUCACCUGGAGGAGACUCUUCGUCGCUUCUACAUGCAGAGCGGCUUCUUAAUGUACAACCUGGAGCGGAUAUUCAGUUCGAUCGCCAAGUUCGUGGCUACCAUCUUCACCGGCGACUCCCGCGAUCGCAGCUCGGAUAUUGCCAAUCUGUUCUUCAAGGAGCGUGAGAAGGACGAGGCCACGCACCACCAGGAAAUUCAGUAUCGCAAGCAGGUCGAACGCCUGAUCAAGGAGGGCGACAUGUAUCGGGUCACCUAUGUAAGUGUUCCUGGCCUAACACUGCAAUGGGCGGCCUACCCUACUAACACUCCCCCCUUUCAGCACCCCUCGGACAGCCGCGUUACCUUCCAAGUCAUGACUCCUGAAGAAGCCACCCUCGACCGCGCAGAACUUAGCCCCGAGGCCCGCUGGUCCUACUACGUCACGGCUUACUCGAUGCGCGACCCGACCGAAGGUGUGUCCAUUUCCGAGAUGCGCAUGCCAAUCCUCAAGCGCAACCUCCCCGGCAAGCUCGACGAAGACGAAGAAUACGACCGAUUCUACCGCCACCUCCAGCACUAUGACGGUCUCGUCAUUCGCAUCUGCGCCAACAAUUACACCAUCCUCUACCAGCCGUCGACCAACGACUGGUUCUGGCACUCUACCACUCCCGUCCCUGACAAGGAUGCCGAUCCCGAGGCCGCACAGGCCCAGAUCAAGUCCCAGGAGGAAGAGAAAGCCAAGGAGCAGGCGGCGCUGAAGGAGAAGCGCCACGAUCGUUUCGUUGAGAAAUUCGUCAACAACCCCAACUGGGCCCGCGGUCUGAGCAAGGACAAGGUUGAUGAGUCGAACCAGCGUUUCCGAUCCUGGCUGAAUGGAACUCUCGAGGCGACUCCGGCCCCCGCUGCGGCUGACGCCUCUGCUCCCGAGUCUGCUCCGGCCCCUGCCCCGGUCACCAAAGACGGGGACAAAAUGGACGAGGACAAGCCCGAGCAGGGCGACACCGAGAUGGCGGAUGCGGAGCCUGAGGGCGAGGCUGCCGUUCCUGCGGCCGAGGCUUGA